AUGGAUUCCUGGGAACAAACAUCACCAAUGAUUAAGUUUGAGGACUCACCGGCGGAGUCGUUUGUCUCGACACCUGGCGAACUCUACCCUUCGCUGUUUGGUGAUGCGAACUCGGCUCCUGAGAACACGGUCGACCCCUCAGACAUGAUGACACCCCCUUCGUUCAACGACGACGAUGACGCCGGCGUAUCAGCGUCUCCCUCAACAACUCCCGCCCCUCCAGGGACCGGAUCUGUCUCCCCAGAAAAGAAACAAACUAAGAAAAGAAAAUCGUGGGGCCAGGUCCUGCCUGAGCCCAAGACAAAUCUCCCCCCAAGAAAACGUGCAAAGACGGAGGACGAAAAGGAGCAACGGCGUGUGGAGCGCGUCCUCCGCAAUCGUCGCGCUGCUCAGUCAUCUCGUGAACGAAAGCGUCUUGAGGUGGAGGCUCUUGAGCGACGGAACAAGGAGCUUGAAUCAGCUCUUCAGAACGUCACAAAGGCAAACCAGCUUCUAGUCGAGGAACUAAACAAGUUCCGUCGUGACUCGGGAAUGUUGACUCGGUCCUCGUCCCCUCUUGACCCCCUUAACAGCAAUUCUGUUACUCUAUCUCAGGAGCUUUUUAGUUCCCAAGAUGGUCACCAACCUUCCGUGGCCGAGACAAAGUCUUUAGUCGACAACUUGAUGACUUCGUCUCAACCCAAUGCCACUGUUAAUCCCGCUUCACUAUCUCCGGAGCUUUCGCCUAUUCCCGAGAGUACGAAGACGAACGUCGCGGAGCAGCAAACGGCCGAGACCUCUAUUGCGAAGUCUACUUCUGACCUGACACAACGUCCUGCAGCGAUGUUGUGCGACCUGCAGUGUCAUCUGUCGGAGGAGCUUCCGCAAUCAUGGCUGGCCUCUCAAACCCCUCUGCAUCCGACCUUGGCCUUUUAUCUGCAGCUUCAGAUGCUGUUACUCGGUUCGGCGGUGAUCCUUUCAGUAUGUCAGCGGCCCUUAACGCAGAUCGCUAUGUCCUUGAAAGCGGGAUUCUCUCUUCCCCCAACUCCCUCGAUUACGAAAACGAUUAUUUGGCUGGUGACUCUUCCGCCUUCUUCCAGGACCCGUUCGACAUCAAUGAGUUUCUUCACGACGAGGUCAACGGCACAGCCGUCGCAGCGGACCCGGAAUUCGGCGGCGAUCUUACCAACUCUGAGACUCAAGUCUCUUCAGAGAAUCCUAACCUGCAGCCCCAAUCUGGCGCGUCCACUUAUGGAUGCGACGAUGGAGGCAUUGCGGUUGGUGUCUGAAGGAUGUGAUGAUCGGGUUGAGGGAUUGGCGACUGAACAUCCGGCGCAGCGCGACAGCUUCCAUCAGCCACAAACUUGGCUGGCUGGCGCGCCGUUGCCCUCGAAGGAGGUUCUCUUGACGUUACUCUGGGCUCUUAGGGUCGAAGAACGAAAGAUGAUCCUCGGAGGCUUACUCCCAAAUAAUACCCUGUCUCCCAACCCGACGGACAGCACUUCAGCACCACCCAAAAACAUUGUGAUUACUGUGUUUCCCAAGAGGAAGCGAGCAGACGAGGAUACAAAUGGAUCUGGGAAGCGUUUUCAACUAGCAUGA
Messenger RNA from Colletotrichum navitas, 1581 nucleotides. RefSeq names its product transcriptional activator hac1. The transcript is spliced from 2 exons. Gene Ontology annotation, molecular function: DNA-binding transcription factor activity, RNA polymerase II-specific. Lineage: Eukaryota; Fungi; Ascomycota; Sordariomycetes; Glomerellales; Glomerellaceae. Bases 1 to 1581 code for a protein of 526 amino acids. Gene Ontology annotation, biological process: positive regulation of transcription by RNA polymerase II. The record is from RefSeq and is a predicted model, not a curated record.